This is a messenger RNA of Eptesicus fuscus (big brown bat), 4140 nucleotides long. RefSeq names its product potassium calcium-activated channel subfamily M alpha 1 (gene KCNMA1). Gene Ontology annotation, molecular function: large conductance calcium-activated potassium channel activity. Gene Ontology annotation, biological process: potassium ion transport; transmembrane transport. The coding region runs from base 1 to 3717 and encodes 1238 amino acids. NCBI's taxonomy places the organism in Eukaryota, Metazoa, Chordata, Mammalia, Chiroptera, Vespertilionidae. Gene Ontology annotation, cellular component: postsynaptic membrane. The record is from RefSeq and is a predicted model, not a curated record. The transcript has 30 exons.
AUGGCAAAUGGUGGCGGCGGCGGCGGCGGCAGCAGCAGCGGCGGCGACGGCGGCGGCGGCGGCGGAGGCAGCAGUCUUAGAAUGAGUAGCAAUAUCCACGCGAACCAUCUCAGCCUAGACGCGUCCUCCUCCUCCUCCUCUUCCUCUUCUUCUUCAUCCUCCUCUUCUUCUUCGUCCUCGGUCCACGAGCCCAAGAUGGAUGCGCUCAUCAUCCCGGUGACCAUGGAGGUGCCGUGCGACAGCCGGGGCCAACGCAUGUGGUGGGCUUUCCUGGCCUCCUCCAUGGUGACUUUCUUCGGGGGCCUCUUCAUCAUCCUGCUCUGGCGGACGCUCAAGUACCUGUGGACCGUUUGCUGCCACUGCGGGGGCAAGACGAAGGAGGCCCAGAAGAUUAACAAUGGCUCCAGCCAGGCUGAUGGCACUCUCAAGCCCGCGGACGAGAAAGAGGAGGUGGUGGCAGCCGAGGUCGGCUGGAUGACCUCCGUGAAGGACUGGGCGGGGGUGAUGAUCUCCGCCCAGACACUGACCGGCCGAGUCCUGGUUGUCUUAGUCUUUGCUCUCAGCAUUGGUGCACUUGUAAUAUACUUCAUAGAUUCGUCAAACCCAAUAGAAUCCUGCCAGAAUUUCUACAAAGAUUUCACAUUACAGAUCGACAUGGCUUUCAACGUGUUCUUCCUUCUCUACUUUGGCUUGCGGUUUAUUGCAGCCAACGACAAGCUGUGGUUCUGGCUGGAAGUGAACUCUGUGGUGGAUUUCUUCACGGUCCCCCCGGUGUUUGUGUCUGUGUACUUAAACAGAAGUUGGCUUGGUUUGAGAUUUUUAAGAGCUCUCAGACUGAUCCAGUUUUCAGAAAUUUUGCAGUUUCUGAAUAUCCUUAAGACAAGUAAUUCCAUCAAGCUGGUGAAUCUGCUCUCCAUCUUUAUCAGCACGUGGCUCACCGCAGCCGGGUUCAUCCAUUUGGUGGAGAAUUCAGGGGACCCAUGGGAAAAUUUCCAAAACAACCAGGCGCUUACCUACUGGGAAUGUGUCUACUUGCUCAUGGUCACCAUGUCCACUGUUGGCUACGGGGAUGUUUAUGCGAAAACCACGCUCGGGCGCCUCUUCAUGGUCUUCUUCAUCCUCGGGGGACUGGCCAUGUUUGCCAGCUACGUCCCUGAAAUCAUAGAGUUAAUAGGAAACCGCAAGAAAUACGGGGGCUCCUAUAGUGCGGUUAGUGGAAGAAAGCACAUUGUGGUCUGUGGACACAUCACUCUGGAGAGUGUCUCCAAUUUCCUGAAGGACUUCCUGCACAAGGACCGGGACGAUGUCAACGUGGAGAUCGUCUUUCUUCACAACAUUUCCCCCAACCUGGAGCUGGAAGCUCUAUUCAAACGACAUUUUACUCAGGUGGAAUUUUAUCAGGGUUCAGUCCUCAACCCACAUGAUCUUGCAAGAGUCAAGAUAGAGUCAGCAGAUGCGUGCCUCAUCCUUGCCAAUAAGUACUGCGCAGACCCCGACGCUGAAGAUGCCUCCAACAUCAUGAGAGUAAUCUCCAUAAAGAACUACCACCCGAAGAUAAGAAUCAUCACUCAGAUGCUGCAGUAUCACAACAAGGCCCAUCUGCUAAACAUCCCAAGCUGGAACUGGAAAGAGGGUGAUGAUGCAAUCUGCCUCGCGGAGCUGAAGCUGGGGUUCAUAGCCCAGAGCUGCCUGGCCCAGGGCCUCUCCACCAUGCUCGCCAACCUCUUCUCCAUGAGGUCAUUCAUAAAGAUUGAGGAAGACACGUGGCAGAAAUACUACUUGGAAGGAGUCUCCAAUGAAAUGUACACAGAAUAUCUCUCCAGUGCCUUCGUGGGUCUGUCCUUCCCUACUGUUUGUGAGCUGUGUUUUGUGAAGCUCAAGCUCCUAAUGAUAGCCAUUGAGUACAAGUCCGCCAACCGAGAGAGCCGAAGCCGAAAGCGUAUAUUAAUUAAUCCUGGAAACCAUCUUAAGAUCCAAGAAGGUACUUUAGGAUUUUUCAUCGCAAGUGAUGCCAAAGAAGUUAAAAGGGCAUUUUUUUACUGCAAGGCCUGUCAUGAUGACAUCACAGAUCCCAAAAGAAUAAAAAAAUGCGGCUGCAAACGGCUCAAGGUGGAAGCUAGAUCGCGCUACCCCAAAGACCCAUUUGAGUGCAAGAACACAACUCACAAUUCUCAGCUUGUGACCAAGCCAGUUGAAGAUGAGCAGCCCUCGACGCUGUCACCAAAAAAAAAGCAGCGGAAUGGAGGCAUGCGGAACUCCCCCGGCUCCUCGCCCAAGCUGAUGAGGCAUGACCCCUUGUUAAUUCCCGGCAAUGAUCAGAUUGACAACAUGGACUCCAACGUGAAGAAGUACGACUCUACUGGGAUGUUUCACUGGUGCGCACCCAAGGAGAUAGAGAAAGUCAUCCUGACUCGAAGUGAAGCCGCCAUGACCGUCCUGAGUGGCCACGUGGUGGUCUGCAUCUUUGGCGAUGUCAGCUCAGCCCUGAUUGGCCUCCGGAACCUGGUGAUGCCACUCCGUGCCAGCAACUUUCAUUACCACGAGCUCAAGCACAUCGUGUUCGUGGGCUCCAUUGAGUACCUCAAGCGGGAAUGGGAGACGCUUCACAACUUCCCCAAAGUGUCCAUAUUGCCUGGUACGCCAUUAAGUCGGGCUGAUUUAAGGGCCGUCAACAUCAACCUCUGUGACAUGUGCGUUAUCCUGUCAGCCAAUCAGAAUAAUAUUGAUGAUACUUCGCUGCAGGACAAGGAAUGCAUCUUGGCGUCACUCAACAUCAAAUCUAUGCAGUUUGAUGACAGCAUCGGGGUCUUGCAGGCGAAUUCCCAAGGGUUCACACCUCCGGGAAUGGACAGAACCUCGCCAGACAACAGCCCAGUGCACGGGAUGUUGCGUCAGCCAUCCAUCACAACUGGGGUCAACAUCCCCAUCAUCACUGAACUAGCUAAACCUGGCAAGUUGCCUUUGGUAUCAGUCAAUCAGGAAAAAAACAGUGGGACGCACAUUCUAAUGAUAACUGAACUGGUGAACGAUACUAAUGUUCAGUUUCUGGACCAAGACGAUGACGAUGACCCCGACACAGAACUGUACCUCACGCAGCCAUUUGCCUGUGGGACAGCAUUUGCCGUCAGCGUCCUGGACUCUCUCAUGAGUGCGACAUACUUCAAUGACAAUAUCCUCACCCUGAUCCGGACCCUGGUGACAGGAGGAGCCACGCCGGAGCUCGAGGCCCUGAUUGCGGAGGAGAAUGCUCUUCGAGGGGGCUACAGCACCCCCCAGACGCUGGCCAACAGGGACCGCUGCCGCGUGGCCCAGCUAGCGCUGCUGGACGGGCCCUUUGCGGACUUGGGGGAUGGUGGUUGUUAUGGUGAUCUGUUCUGCAAAGCUCUGAAAACGUAUAAUAUGCUUUGUUUUGGAAUUUACCGGCUGAGAGAUGCUCACCUCAGCACCCCCAGCCAGUGCACGAAGAGGUAUGUCAUCACCAACCCCCCGUACGAGUUUGAGCUCGUGCCGACGGACCUGAUCUUCUGCUUAAUGCAGUUUGACCACAACGCCGGCCAGUCCCGGGCCAGCCUCUCCCAUUCCUCCCACUCGUCCCAGUCCUCCAGCAAGAAGAGCUCCUCCGUUCACUCCAUCCCGUCCACAGCAAACCGACCGAACCGGCCCAAGUCCCGGGAGUCCCGAGACAAACAGAAGUACGUGCAGGAAGAGCGGCUCUGAUAUGUGUAUCCACUGCCACCGUGUGUGAAACUGUAUCUGCCACUCAUUUCCCCAGUGGGUGUUUCCAACAGUAACUCUCCCCAUUUCCCCCUGUAGUCCCCCCCCUUUUUUUUACACAUAUUUGCAUAUGUAUGAUAGUGUGCAUGUGGUUGUCAUUUUUAUUUCACCACCAUAAAACCCUUGAGCACAACAGCAACAAAGCAGAAGGACCAAAAGUUAUUAAUGAUUCUAGGGGGACAAUAACCCAAAGGCAUGCUCCAGACCUAAACAGCUCACUGUGGGAACGAGGUCGCAGAUUAGCGGAGCGCUUGCGAUCCCCGUCACUUAGGCAAAGCAAGUGAACUAGUCAGGGAAGGUGAUGUAGGAGAAAAGUUCAGUCUGACUUAUCGGGAUUAUCAGGGUGCUCUGGGUUUUGAUUUUGUU